This is a messenger RNA of Dibothriocephalus latus, 372 nucleotides long. The record is from the annotation of a GenBank genome assembly. Lineage: Eukaryota; Metazoa; Platyhelminthes; Cestoda; Diphyllobothriidea; Diphyllobothriidae.
AUGGUCGACUACCUUGAAGUAGUUGUUUGGAAAACUUCACAAGAGAUUAUAACCUGGCCGAAAUUUGAGCCCUUUGAGGAGUCAAACUGGCGACUCCUUAUGAGUGGUGGUUACUACAAAACUCCUAUCUUUCUCCCAACACAGGUUAAAAUCAAGGAGAACUUAUCCGGCCUACUGGGUUUAGUUGGUGACGCAGUGAAUGCGACGAGUUCGACUCAUCGUCAAGGCUUCCUGGACGCGCUUGCCUAUGCAUUCCGCGGCGUUAUUGUUGACCUCUACGAGACGGAUGAGCUCGGUGAGGACUCCAUGCUUCCUCCCUCCCUCUUUACUCUAUGUCAUAUGUUGUCCGAAAGAUCGGACGAUGAGAGUUAA